Epithele typhae is the source of this 2103-nucleotide messenger RNA. RefSeq lists its product as uncharacterized. Bases 1 to 2103 code for a protein of 700 amino acids. NCBI's taxonomy places the organism in Eukaryota, Fungi, Basidiomycota, Agaricomycetes, Polyporales, Epitheliaceae. The record is from RefSeq and is a predicted model, not a curated record. The transcript has 7 exons.
AUGUUCAACACUUGGGCGUCUUUGGAGGUGGAAUGCCGCACGUCUAAGGACGGAGGAACGUCGUUCUUGUUUGCUUCUUCUAUAAAGGACUUCGCGAACUCCGCCGGCGAUACCUGGUCUCCACUCCCAAUCCUGCAGCCCUUUCUACUGGUCGAUGGAGACGCACUCGCUGCGCCUCGAUUCGAGAACAUCACGCCCAACGGUGUUCGCGCCCGUGUCUCUCUCCGAGAGAUCGCGAACGGUUACUCGCUCGCAUACCUAUCCUGCUCACACACCGCAUCAUCCUGGCUGCUCUUCCUUCUUCUCCGAAAGUACGGUGACAAGCCUCCCUCGGGCGACGCACAGACCUACCACUGCAUCACCCUCAAAUCCGCCUACCGCCUCUUCACCACAGAUCUGCGCGCGCGCCUGCUCUCCCUGUCCCGCGGAUCACCUCCGAUCGUUUUCCCUGCCAUGGACGAGAUGUCUCGCCCGGGCACGGAGCUAGUCGACGUCACCGACAUCGGCGACACGUGCUGGACCGGCCGCGAGCCCGUCACGCUCACCUUCCGCGUCCGCCCGGGCGGAAGCGACACCUCCCGGACCGAGCACUUCUUCCUCACGAUCGCGCGGUGCGACAAAGCUGCGGCUGUCCGUGGCGACAGCCUUCCGCCAGGCCAAGUCGCGGAGACGAGCGCUACGGACCAUGAGGGACCCAUCUACGCGUCGCUCGCCCACGUCUUCGCUUCCUUCCCCCCGAUGGAGGGCCCUCGCACGCAGGUCUCGGCUCACUCGUGCGACCUCGACCAUGUGGACGCGUGGGACAACAUGAGCAAGAUCUUCGAGGCGCGCUCGCAGCGCGCGUCCGACAUCUUCUGGGUCUUUUCCGUCUCCUUCGCCGAGCGCUCCCGCGCGCCUUUCACGGCGGGUGGGUGCGAUGGUGCCCUCACGCUGCACGUCGAUUUGGAUCAACUACCUGGCUGUGAUACCGACGAGGAAGAUGAAGACUACGAGGAUUCCUCCGAGGCGGAAGAAGAAGCGAGGAACGAGGACAUAGAGGCCGAGGAUGACGGAACCGCGAGGAAUCGUAAGAACGGCGCACCCAGGGCGCCAACUCUCCGCAAAUCCGACUCGAUGGUGGAGUUAGAAGAGACUUAUACAGCGAGCAUCAGCCCGUUGAAGCGGUCCUUCUCACCCACUGCGGUUGCCGGGAUCGUGCCUGAUCAGCGUCCUAAGAAGAGGCAGCGGAUUGUGCCGAUCCAGGAAACGAGCGAGUUACCUGUGGAGAGCGAAGACGCGUGGCACAAGAACACCGAGGUUGAAGACCAGGAUGAUCAUUUACAGAUCGCGGAACGUUGCGACCAAGCGCAGAAAGGGUCCUCUCCUUCAAUAACGUCUUCCACGCUCCUUCGUCAGCUCGGCUUGAUGUCGACCCGUUCCCGUUCCUCCCAGUCAUCCACCUCGACGCUCGCGCUCCCCCCGCCAGACUCGCCGCCGCGCGCGAACCGCUUGAAGCGGGCGAUGCCUAUCCUCGAGCACCACCUCCACGACCUCGAGAAGUUCGACACCGUCGACCUCGGCGAGGACCCCGCGUUCAAGGCGCUCUUCAAGUCCCGCUCGCUCUUCCCCGCCCUCGUCCUCGCCACCGCCCUCCUCGUCCUCUCCACCGCGCUCACCUUCGGCCUCGCCGUCGGCUUCACCGCGCUCGGCCGCCGCGCCACCAUCGCCGUCGCGCGCCUCCUCGUGCCCCCCACCGCCCCGCCCGACCCGCGCCGGCUCGUCACCGCCCCGCUCCUCCUCCGCGCGCUCCCCGCGGGGUGCUUCGCGCUCGCGCCCGCGGCGUGGCUCGCGGCGGUGCUCGUCGGGUGGCGUGCGCAGUGGCGCGUGCGGGACGCGCUCCCGCGGCGGUACGACGCGCGGUGGGCGGGCGUGCUCCUGGUGAGCGUCGUGCUCGCGGCGGGGUUCGCGGGCGGGUUGGGCUUGGUGUUGGUGCUUCCGGAGGGGGAUAGGACGCCGGGGGGCUUCGGUGUGCGGGACGCGCUGGAGGCGGGCGGGCUGGGGAUGGGGAUCGUGUCCGCGGUUGUGGGUGUGUUCGGUGUGUUGUGUUACUUCGUGUUGACGUGA